AUGCUUUCCGGCCCGUCCUCUAACGUCCUCUCUCCCGCCCAGACACUCGUCGACGGAAGGGUUCCCCCAAAAUACUCGACGUUCCGUCGGUACUUUCUCCUGCUUAUAUAUUGCUGUGCGCAGUUCUUAGACGCGGUCAACAACUGUGCCUUGUAUUCGGCCAUCCCAUCGCUCGUCAUCUCCCUCAACAUUUCGGAGAGCCAGUCAACAUGGAUCAUCAGCGCAUUCCAGUUGACGUUCGCUUCGUUCCUGCUCAUUAGCGGGCGCGUCAGCGACGUCUACAGUCCUAAGCUUGUCUUCACUGCUGGUAUAGCCGCUUUGGGGGCAAUCUCCAUCGGUGCCGGAUUUGUCCACGACAAGAUCACGCUCAUUAUCCUCCGGGCGCUGCCCACGGAACAAGCUCGCGCUAUUGGUAUCUUCGGCGGAUGUGGCGCCGUUGGAAACGUGCUGGGGCUGAUCAUUGGUGCAAUUUUUGUGGAAUUUGCAUCGUGGCACUGGGUGUUCUGGUUCGUCGCCCUCGUCGCGUUCCCUAUCGCGGGCAUAAGCCUGCUUCUCGUGCCCUCGCCGGAGAGGCGCCUGAACGUCGAACCGAAGGCAGCAAAAUGGAAGAGCUUGGACAUCGGUGGUGUCAGCAUCCUGACAGUUGCCCUCAUCCUUUUCAUCUUCUCUAUUACUUCAGGCUCCACCGACGGGUGGGCUUCCGCCGCAGUGCUCUCACCGCUGAUAAUCUCCGUCGUGAUGAUCGUCACCUUCUUCUAUUACGAGACACGAAUACCGUUUUCACGCGCUGCAGUGCCACCACGCACAUGGUUCCUGCCCAACUUCUCGGUCCUCUUCGUAACCGCGCUUCUGCCCUACUUUUGGUGGACGACCAUCUUCAUGACAUACACCACGCUCUGGCAGGAUGUUUACCACUGGUCGGUCAUCUCGACGGCCAUUCACAUGAUCCCAAUCGGCGUGCUCUCGUUUGUGAUGAGCUUCUCGGGCCCACUUUCAAGCGUGAUUAACUCUAAGUGGAUAAUCGCGUGCGGAGAGUUCUUGCUCGUGGUUGCCACCAUCCUCCUAGCCUUCGCGGAUGGUCCGGACAAGUACUGGCGGUUUGUGUUCCCAGGCUUCGUACUGGGGAGCGGUGGCGCGAUGUUGACAUUCACGCACACCAACAUCGCUAUUUUUCAGACUUGCCCCCCCAGCUUCUCCGGUACUGUCGGUGCCAUCUUCAACGCGGCACUGCAGCUCGGGUCUGCCAUCGGCAUCGCCGCUGUGGGCUCCAUCCAGACGAGCGUGCAGGCGAAGCAUGGUGGGCCAGACAGCUACUCCGGUGCGCAGGCGGCGUUUUGGUUCCUCCUGGGGAUCGUGUGCGUCGAGCUCGUGUCGAUGCUCAUUUUCUACCAUACCAAGACCAGGCGUGUCGACGUCUUACCGGAGAAGAUCCAGGAGGAUACCAAGGGCGAGCUUGAUUUCCACGACAAAGCCGUCGACAACAAGCUGGCCGUCGCUGACACGGAGGAGCCUGCAAACGAGGUGGAGGUGCUCAACGUAGACGAGCUCGCGAUUUCACCGGUUUAA
Molecule: messenger RNA, 1566 nt
Organism: Sparassis crispa
Lineage: Eukaryota; Fungi; Basidiomycota; Agaricomycetes; Polyporales; Sparassidaceae
Product: Cephamycin export protein
Exons: 10
Coding region: 1-1566 (521 amino acids)
Biological process (GO): transmembrane transport
Cellular component (GO): membrane
Molecular function (GO): transmembrane transporter activity
Source: RefSeq, a predicted model, not a curated record